UGGAAAUUAAUUUUGGAAUAUUUUAAUAAUAAGGCGAUAUGUCUGUUUAUGCUAAAUUCAAAAUUGAUUCAGUAUUAGCGUUUGCAAAAUCGCGUUUUCAACGUUUUAGUACAGGAAAAUCGAAUGAUGGCAGAUCAAAAGAGGAAGGUACUAGGACAGUGCACGAUCCAAAUCAGAAGAUAAACUUUGAUCCUUACAAGUUAUUCAAAGAUAAAGUGAAUCAACAGUAUUUUGUUAAUGAUGUAGAUGCGCAUUACAUGGAAUGUCUCUUCUCAAAAUGGGUUCAAAGUCCGACUUCCGUACAUAAGUCGUGGCAACAGUACUUUACGGAUGUUCUGCAAAGUAAAAAUGUGGGAAAUAUAGAGAUUCUGCCGACUAGGCAAAAAUCAACUAAAAAACCUUCACAUAAUGAUGGCUCUAGCAAGAAAAAAUACCGUUCUCGCAGAACUGAAGAUGAGGAGGAGGAAUCAGAUGACUAUAGUGAAAAGAAAAGAAAGCAGCGUAAAACAAUUCGAAGAAAGCCGCAAGAUAACGAAAGGAGGGAAUUUGAUGAUUAUGGUGAAAUGAUGACGCCGUUUUCCAAGCCGCAGGGAGCAUCCCUGUUCCCAAACACAGUCAAUAGAAUGAAAACCGUUAGACAUAACAAGGCAUCAGAUGAUUAUACCGAAGUGAUGACACCGUUUGCCAAACUAAAGGGAAGAGCCAUGCAGCCAGAAGAAGUAAAUCGAAUGAAUAAAGUUAGGCAUAGCGGGGAAUCAGAUAAUUACAGUGAUAUGAUGACGCCGUAUUCCAAGCUAAAGGGAAGAGCCAUGCCGCCAAAACCUGAGAGUCGAAUGAACAAAAAUAGCCAUAGCAAGGAAUCGAAGGGUGAUGAAGAAAUAAUGAAGCCGUCUUUGGACCCAAGCAGACGAGUUAUGAAACCAAAACCAGCUAAGAAGAUAAGCCAGAAACCUAGAGAGAAGCAAGACAAGCAUCCAAAGACCACACAAGAGCCACGAUAUGAAAACCUAUUUGAUUCCAUGGCCACAGGCAAGCAGCCUCACAAUGAAAACUAUGUGGUUGGGCAUAUAAUCCUGAGUCCCUCUAUGGAGGAUAUCGCUGGGAACAGCCAUUCGAAACAGGAAAUGGAACAGAAACCACUUCACAGCGAUAACACAUCAAAGACCACUAUGAACAAGCAGCAGAUGACUAGCUCCAAGGCAGAGACGGCCAAAACGGUGACGCCGAACAAAAAAAGAAUAGAUUUCAGGAAAUCAUUGGAGCAGCUCAAACAGCAGAAGGCCGUACGACGUGUUAGGGCAGCUUUAAAACACAGACCCUUCCGAGCGAAACGUGAAUUCAUUAAAUCGCAGAUGGAGCGCAUUGCUAGAAUGAAGAAAAGUAACCAACCCAAAGGCGACAUGAAGCCCAAGUGCCGAAAGUAGAAAGAACAUGGAAGUACAUUCGAUGCUUUACCAGUUUACAAUAUCCAAAUUCAGAUAGAUAUAUAGUUAUGUAUAUACAUUUGGAAAGUUUGACAAACAUGGAAAUCAUUAAAAUGUACAUCCUGUAAAACAGAGUAGCAG
Drosophila arizonae is the source of this 1565-nucleotide messenger RNA. RefSeq names its product 2-oxoglutarate dehydrogenase complex component E1. Gene Ontology annotation, cellular component: mitochondrion; oxoglutarate dehydrogenase complex. The record is from RefSeq and is a predicted model, not a curated record. Gene Ontology annotation, molecular function: oxoglutarate dehydrogenase (succinyl-transferring) activity; thiamine pyrophosphate binding. Gene Ontology annotation, biological process: tricarboxylic acid cycle. NCBI's taxonomy places the organism in Eukaryota, Metazoa, Arthropoda, Insecta, Diptera, Drosophilidae.